Molecule: messenger RNA, 471 nt
Organism: Nicotiana attenuata
Lineage: Eukaryota; Viridiplantae; Streptophyta; Magnoliopsida; Solanales; Solanaceae
Exons: 1
Coding region: 1-471 (156 amino acids)
Source: RefSeq, a predicted model, not a curated record
AUGACUGGAGAUUUAUUUACGGCAAGAUUUGCUGAUUGCCAUUCUGAUGAAUCAGUAUACCCAAUAUUACGGGGAGAAAAUAAGAAAUUGCAAAAGGAGAUAGAUUGGAAUGCAUUAUCACUAUCUCAUUUAGAUCCUCGAACAAAGCAAUGUAAACAUGAGGUUCAAAAGAUAAUUUAUUUGCAAAAUAUUGCAAAUCAACUGCCAGAUGCAUUCACUAACCUACCAAGAGUGACUAAAUCACAUAUUCCAGCUGCUAAUGCUCCUAUUCAAAUUGAUUUCCGAGUUGGACAAUCUAUAAAUACAAAUGGGUCUAAGCCACGCUUGAAACGUGGUAGACCAAUUGGUUCCAAAGAUAAAAAUCCUCGAAAGCAAAAAGGAGUAAAUGAUCUAGGAGAUCAUAAUAUGGAGGCAAUUGCUCGAAAAGAGCCUUGUGACAUAACAAAUGAUAAGACCUCAGAGGAGGUCUAG